Molecule: messenger RNA, 2894 nt
Organism: Owenia fusiformis
Lineage: Eukaryota; Metazoa; Annelida; Polychaeta; Sabellida; Oweniidae
Source: the annotation of a GenBank genome assembly
UUUAGUAGAGGUGUAUUAUCUAAAAAAAAUAUCACAUUUUCAGUGAGUAAUUUACAAUUAGUUUCUAUGAAUUUUAAACUGCUUUUUUGAAAAUGAAAUCUUUAUCAUGUGAACAGUCCAGCUUUUUUGAUGAAGGAAAAUGAGUUAUUCCCAUAUCAUAUAGUAUACACUUUUUGUGACGCCCUGUUUAUAAAGAUUCUACAGUAGAUAAAGCUCCCAUAUACCUCUAAGGAUGCUGUGUGGAACUGUAUACAUUUUGCUCUCAUGAUGAACUAUAGCAAAUACAGUAUGUACUAAUGAUGUUAUAGAAUAAUCAAAGCAGCUUUUAAAUUGUUAUUCUUGGGAGCUAUUAAUGCUCAAAUCAUUUGUUUACAAAUUAGUAAGACACCUGACAUAUUUGAAUUGAUGCAGAAAAUUUUUGUCUACCUAGUGACCCCAAAAUCUUUACUGCAAACUGAGCUAUUGUUUCUUAUUCCUUGCUGAUUCCACACUCUUCAUUAUGUGUUUUGUGUUCAGAUACAUGACCAUGCAUAGUUUUGGCAGCUAUUAUAAUGCUACUGACCUGUCACCUCAUUGUCACUAUAUUGUCAUAAAAAUACUCAGGAAUGUACAAUAAUGACAUAUUCAUAAUUUCAUCCUGAAUAUCAAUUGGACUCUAUGGGUUAAUAUUUCAUCAAACAGGAACAUUCUGUUUCUUUCACUUUUUGAUUCAUCAAGUAAUGCUGGACUUUUAGCUGUUUUAAAUUAUCUUGGAAUGUUUCAUGAGAGCAUAAUUUCCAGUCCCACAAACCUCCAAAAGAUUUGCAAGCAGAUUCAAAGUGAAUAAUUAGAAAGGAUGCAAGGACUGUAUGGAUUAAUAUUGACACUUUAUUUUAAUGAACUCUGGGAGUUUGCUUAUAUAUUUUCCUCUGCCAAUUAUGUAAACUGAUACAUUUGCCUAAACCUUUAUCAUGCUGUAGAAAACUAUAUUGUACAUUGACUUUUACUUGAAAUACAACAUAUUUAGACAUGAAAUGGCAGAAAGAGAUUCAACAAUAUGUAAACUUAAUACAACAUCUAACCAUAAACCAUAAACAGUUCUGAUUGCUCAAGACAUGUCACAUGAUGUAGUAAAGAUCCCUGGGUAAUAUCCUUCUUCUAUAUGUUAAGGGACAUUGCUGAGCAGUCACAGAUUUUAAUAAUUAUAAAGCAAGGAUGCCUUCAUCACCACAAAUUGAGAGAAAACAGACUAUUAACAUAGACCAAAAUUCUGGAAAUAUAACACAUCAUACUGAAAACACUGAUUCAGUAUCAGAACAAAUUGGAUUGUCUAUUAAGAAUUACAAUAUUGUAGAACAUAUUGAUUCAACUGACAGAGAAUUAAAAUCAAACAUACUGAAACCUGAGCCAUCUAUUGAUGCAGUUAGACAACUCGGCUAUAAAAUAGUUAAGACUGAAAAUGGAAAAUUUGAAAAUAGCAGUCAUGAUGUGAAAAGUUCUGGGAAUCAAAUUAAAAAUAAAAGUCAGGAAAUAAAAUCAGAGACAUUUUAUUUUAGUACAGAUGAUGAGUUUGGAGCAACAAAAUUGGAAAAAGAGGCUUAUUUUAAGAGACAAAAAUCUUUACCUAUUUUGAAAAGGGGCACAUCACCAAAACAUGAUAAGCGAGUGAGAAUAGAUUCUGAUAAAGGAAAUAAAUCAUCUUUACAACAGCUAACUCCUUCAAGGAACUAUAUUUUGAGAAAGGAUAUUUGGAGCAAAAUACCCAAAUCACCCAUUGCUAUGGAUACAUCAGAUCAUUUUUCCAAAUCACAGUUUUAUUCCCAACAGCCAAAAGGGACGUUAUCUCCUCGUUUACAAAGGACUUUCAUCUCUGAAUUCCAGAAAUCUGGAAAUUCGGGAUCACAGAGGACUGAUGUGCCUGUUUGGGUUGAUAUCCCCAAAAGUCCUAAUUUUCAUUAUAAAAGGACAUAUAAAACUGGACACAACAGGUCACAAAGUCCUACCAAGACAGUUCAUACCCUAGCACCACCUUGCCCAAUGCCUAAAAGUGCUUCCAAUCAAAAGUUGCUGGAAUCAUCUAGUAAUGUGCGACUAACUCCAUAUCAAAAACGAAAAGUCUAUCAAUCAGGCUUGAUCCGUGGUGAUUCCUCGGACACAAUAAGUUCUGAAAGUGUAAAUAUUCUACCCGAAAGUGUCAAUAUAAGACAUAAAAGUAUACACAUGCCACCAGAAAGUGUCAAUAUAAGACAUAAAAGUAUACACAUGCCACCAGAAAGUGUCAAUAUAAGACAUAAAAGUAUACACAUGCCACCAGAAAGUGUCAAUACGACAUCUAGUUUAGCUCCAAUGAAAUCAACAUCUGUGCAUUCAACCAAUCAUCAUAUUUCUUCACCUCAUACUCGUAAAAAGUUAUCCGUUUCCCAAGAUGGUGAAACACAUCGCCAUCAUGUCACGCCAAUCACUAGGAGAAGAUUCACGGAAGCAGUAUUUGAAAACGAUGGAAAUCAGAAUGUAACAAAUCAGGAGCCACUAUACAGCAACUUUUCAUCAAGCAACCGCAGCAUUUCAAAUUCAAAUCAUGACCAAAUAUUGAUAGCAGAUAGUAAAAAGAAAGGAUCAAAAACAGAUGUGGUAGAUUCUUGGUUCAAUGAUGAUCUGAAAUAUGGGAAAAAUCAUCAUAAAACAGGUGUGUGUUCAACAUACCAACUUGCUUAUAUAUCAGUUGGAAAAUGUUGAUAUGCAUGAAAUCUCAGCCUUGAAUAUUAAAAACUCUAAUAUUUAACUUAUAUGUCAUUAUUUUUCUGUUAUUUUCUCACAGUAAGAGUGAUAUCUUUUCUGUUUUCUUUAUUCCUGUGCUGAUUCCAUCCAUAUAUACCCACUUUAUAUUGCAAUUUGAACAAGUGGUCACUUUAUAG